Messenger RNA from Neurospora tetrasperma FGSC 2508, 1384 nucleotides. RefSeq lists its product as uncharacterized. Lineage: Eukaryota; Fungi; Ascomycota; Sordariomycetes; Sordariales; Sordariaceae. The record is from RefSeq and is a predicted model, not a curated record. The transcript is spliced from 3 exons. The coding region runs from base 1 to 1230 and encodes 409 amino acids. Gene Ontology annotation, cellular component: division septum. Gene Ontology annotation, biological process: division septum assembly.
AUGAAUGCAUUAGUUGCCCAAUAUGCUCCGGCCACGGUGAGGAUAUCGGGACCACCCAACAGCAGCUUUCUGGUGGGCUACCCCGGUAUCUCUGCCACGUUGCCAAGAAUAGUAGGGAAAGUCGAGAUCCGACCAAGCGCCGGCUUUUCCGCACCCGUCAGCGUAUCCAUGGUGCGCAUCUGCCUCCAGCGACGAGAAACCAUACACCCUGCUGCCGAGAGCAUGGCGAAACGACAUCUCGGCACACCGCGACGCGAAACCGUGGACCUGGUGGGCAAAGAGGUGCUGCUAUUCCGGUGUGUGUCGGGGAAAGAGGCGGAGAGCGUAAUAGCAAUGGACCUGCCGUUCCAGAUAUUUAUACCCUAUGGCCGGGGAGGAGAAGAAAUAAAUCGUCGAAUUCCGCCUGCGAGCUUGCAACUGCCCAGCCGAAUCGCCGAAACAUACUACGAGCUCGUGGUUACUGUCCAACAAGGCCAAAGCACACAAAACAGAUACACCUUCCCCAUACCAAUACAGCGAUACGAUACCCUUUCGACUUUUGGAAUGUACAACCGGCCCGAAAGCAAGGUUGUCACGGCGGAUAGCAUCGUGACCUUGGGCAUCUCACUACCAAAAUGGAGCUAUGGGCCAUUAGAUCCAAUAACAGUCUUUAUCAAGCUGGCCCCAAAUCCGGACAUGAUGAACAAGGCAAAAAAGGUUACGAUAAAUAAGAUAACAUUGGCCAUCGAGGAGGAAAUCACAUUCAACCCCGAGGGCGACGAACCAACCAAGAAAGUCAACAAGAUCGCAAAGCACACACAACCAGUAGGGGUCAAGUUGACCGAGACAGGCUAUGUCACAAACUUGGGGCUUGUCUUUCCGGCGCGAGAUCUACGAGACCCCGACGGCAUUGUCAAGCGCGGAAAACCCGGGUUUCCCAUGUACGAAGUUACGAGCUUUACAACGUCAUCAACAUUGUACAAGAUUGAGUUCUUUUUGAGUAUCAAAGCACACAUGAACUCUGCAAGGGACAUUACUCUACGACAACCGAUCGUUAUUUGCCCAAUGGACCAGCAAGCGUGUAGGGACGAAAUGGACGCGAUUGAGCAAGCAGCAAAGGAUGCAUCCAAGGUCGACCCAAACAAUCCGAUGCUCCCGGACCGAGUCAUUGUCCGAUCCAACGAGCGAGAUGCAAUACGGCAUCUCGGGCUUUGCGAGGUGGGAGGAGUGAAGAAGAUGCUGAUCGAGUGAAUGGAACCCGAUAACCGGCAACUGGGCAUGUUGUCGGUGCGAUAACGCCGUCCACGGAAUUUGGGGUCAGAGUAGAACACCCCGUCCAUCGAGAAGAGAGGAGGCCGCCCGACAAACACCGGGAAAUUUGGGGUCGAACAGCCAACGUGGCGUU